Maudiozyma barnettii is the source of this 1791-nucleotide messenger RNA. RefSeq names its product 1-pyrroline-5-carboxylate dehydrogenase (gene PUT2). Gene Ontology annotation, cellular component: mitochondrial matrix. Bases 1 to 1791 code for a protein of 596 amino acids. The record is from RefSeq and is a predicted model, not a curated record. The transcript has a single exon. Gene Ontology annotation, molecular function: L-glutamate gamma-semialdehyde dehydrogenase (NAD+) activity. NCBI's taxonomy places the organism in Eukaryota, Fungi, Ascomycota, Saccharomycetes, Saccharomycetales, Saccharomycetaceae.
AUGUUAUUACAUCGUGCAUCAAAAUGCAGAUCCAUCUCUAUGCUGUCUUUAAAAAGAUCCAUCCCUAUAGUUUCUUUGAGAAGAUCUAUGGCUCAAUUGUCUAAUGUAAAAGUUCCACCCACAAUCAAUAAUGAACCAACAAAGACAUUCUCAAGUACACCAGAAAGUACUAAAGAUUGGGAUUUAUUAAGAGCUUCUUUAUUAAAAUUUAAUAAUGCAGCUCUAGAGAUCCCUUUAGUGAUCAAUGGUUGCAGAGUUUACGCAAACGAUGAAGGCUCUACACGUAAAACAACUCAACACGUAAACCCUUCAAAUCAUAAACAAAUAUUAGCUAAUGUUACUCAAGCUAAUGGUCAGGAUGUCCAAGACGCUAUAGAAGCAUCUAAAAAUGCCAAGAAGAAAUGGUAUUCUUUACCAUUUUAUGAUAGAGCAGCUGUAUUUUUAAAAGCUGCUGAUUUGAUUUCUACCAAAUACCGUUAUGAUAUGUUGGCUGCUUGUAUGUUAGGUCAAGGUAAAAAUGUUUAUCAAGCUGAAAUUGAUUGUAUUGCAGAAUUAUGUGAUUUCUUUAGAUUUAACGUAAAAUACGCUUCUGAAUUAUAUUCACAACAACCUACUAAUGGUACAAAGGGGAUUUGGAAUUCUGUAGAAUAUAGACCUCUUGAAGGAUUUGUCUACGCGGUUUCACCUUUCAAUUUUACUGCAAUUGCUGCAAAUUUGGUUGGAGCUCCUGCUUUAAUGGGUAACACUGUCCUUUGGAAACCCUCUCAAUAUGCUGCAUUAUCAAAUUAUUUGUUAUAUACAGUCCUUGAAGAAGCUGGUUUACCAAAUGGUGUCAUCAAUUUUAUUCCUGGUGAUCCUGAAUUUAUUACCAAUGAAUUGAUCAAAGAUCCAUAUUUCAAUGCAUUACAUUAUACUGGAUCUACUCAAGUAUUUAAAUCGUUAUAUUCAAAGAUUCAAAAUAAACUUGUCGAUGGAACUUAUAGAGAUUAUCCAAGAAUCGUAGGAGAAACAGGUGGUAAGAACUUCCAUUUGGUUCAUAAUUCCGCAAAUUUACCUAAUGCUAUCUUUAAUACAAUUAGAGGUGCAUUCGAGUAUCAAGGUCAAAAAUGUUCUGCCACAUCUCGUCUAUAUAUACCAGAAUCUAAGAGUACUGAAUUUUUAAAUGAUUUGGUUGGUACUUUGAGUGAAGAAGAUUCUAAGUUUGCUCCAAAAAAUAUUGCAGCUAGUGCCAUUAGCAAUGGUGAUUUACAUGGGUUUACAGGUCCUGUGAUUCAUGAAGCAAGUUUUAAUAAAUUAGCAAAAGUUAUCGACGAAGCCAAAAAGGAUCCAGAAUUGGAAAUUAUUUACGGUGGUACUUACGAUAAGACUAAUGGUUACUUCAUUCAUCCAACCAUUAUAAAAUGUAAAGAUCCAAACCAUAAAUUCUUAAAGACAGAAUUUUUUGGUCCUAUCCUUACAGUAUACGAAUAUCCAGAUGAAAGAUUUGUCGAUAUUUGUAGAACUAUCGAUGAAACAAGUACCUACGGUUUGACAGGUGCUAUAUUUGCUAAAGAUAGAAGUGCUAUUCAAGUGGCUAAUGAUAUCUUGAGGUACAGUGCAGGUAACUUCUAUAUUAAUGAUAAAUGUACUGCUGCUGUAGUGGCACAACAAUGGUUCGGUGGUGCAAGAAUGAGUGGUACUAAUGAUAAAGCAGGUAGUGGUAAUAUCUUAAGUAGAUUUGUGAGUAUGAGAAAUACAAAAGAAAAUUUCUACGAUAUUACUGGUUAUAAAUAUCCAUCUAAUUACGAUUAG